Messenger RNA from Panthera uncia (snow leopard), 3467 nucleotides. Its product is annotated as zinc finger protein 75A-like. The transcript has 2 exons. The record is from RefSeq and is a predicted model, not a curated record. Gene Ontology annotation, biological process: regulation of transcription by RNA polymerase II. Gene Ontology annotation, molecular function: RNA polymerase II cis-regulatory region sequence-specific DNA binding; DNA-binding transcription factor activity, RNA polymerase II-specific. The annotation marks the transcript as partial. NCBI's taxonomy places the organism in Eukaryota, Metazoa, Chordata, Mammalia, Carnivora, Felidae.
UUGCAUUUCACAGCAUUGUUUGUGCUCCCCAAACCUAAGGUGAUCUCGUAUCUAGAGCAAGGGGAAGAGCCAUGGGUUCAAGGGUCCACGGAGCUCAAGGACAGUCCUGGAGAGCUGCCUGCAGGAAUAAAGCACAAAAGUGACACUGAAAACCAUCAGCCUAUAUGUGUUUCUGAUUUAGAAAUACAAGCACCAGGAGACAUAGUAUCAAAAAAGGCCCGAGCAAAAGUUCCCCAGAAAACAACAGGCAAAGAAAACCAUGGCGAUACACACAGGAUGGGGAAGUGGCACCAAGAGUUUCCAGUGAACCAAACAAAGGAACUUUCAAUCUGGGAAGAUGAGCUGCAGAGACUUCUGGAUCUUCACAAGAAAGCCCGUGCAGUAGAGAAGCCUUUUACAUGCCAGGAGUGUAGGAAAAACUUCAGACUUACCUCUGAUCUUACUAAACACAAAAAAAUUCACACUGAAGUGAAGCCGUAUAAAUGUCAGCAUUGUGGUAAGAGCUUUAGAGGGAAAUCAGAUCUUAAUAAGCACGUAUCAAUACACCAAGGAAUAAAACCAUACAAAUGCUCCUGGUGUGGGAAAAGCUUCAGUCAAAAUUCAAAUCUCCGUACACACCAAAGAACUCACACUGGAGAGAAACCCUUUAUGUGUUAUGUAUGUGGAAAGAAAUUCAGUCAGAAUUCUCACCUUACUAAACACCGGAGAACCCACAUGUAGCAUCAGCAUGAGAAGCUAGCAGGCAGUCAAGCCUUAUUACACACCAGAAACACCACCAAUGAAUGGACGCUUCUACUUCUUCCAAAAAGAGGAAAUUCACCAAGUACAGCCGAGCCCUGAUGUUUAUGAAAAAAAUACAAAAUUAUGAAGCAUGAAUAAUUCUACAUCAAUGGAAAAUUUGGUGAUAUAAACAUGUUUCUCAGAAAAGAGUCAAGGUUGACUUUGCAGGGGAUGCGUUAAUUUUGUACCAUUUAACGUUUUUACGUGUAAAUCUUCAGGGAAUUCCUUGCAAGAAAGAUGUUCAAAGAACAUUCUGUGUAAGGAAUAUAACUAUUUUGUGAUUGUACCUGGCAGCAAAUUCACCUUCAAAUAGCAAAUACAUCUCUGAAUUAAUCAGUCUUCUGUGAUCAUCUUGUUGGUUUUGCAUUGAUUUUCCAGCGACUUUGAAACACAUAUAAGAGAAACAUCUGUAGCAUGGUCUUCCAAAAGAAAAAGCAAUAACCAGCCUGUUUAAUUGUGUACCAUUGCCUUCAAGGUAGUAGGCUUACCAAUGUCAAGAGUCCCAUGGGGCAAAAAUGAGUUCUAUUGUUGAAUUAUCCAAGAACUACACUGGAUUUUCUUCCUCUCCCUUGUCAUUGGACCCUGUUCCUAGAGUUGGACAUCAUUUGAAUUCCUUUUUUUUUUUUUUUUAAAGUUUAUUUAUUUUGAGAGAGUGAGAGACCGUGUGAGUGGAGAGGGGCAGAGAGGGAGAGAGAGAGAAUCCCAAGCAGGCUUUGCACUGUCAGUGCAGAGCCCGAUGCGGGGCUUGAACUCACAAGCCGUGAGAUCAUGACCCUAGCUCAAGUCAAGAGUCGGAUGCUUAACCCACUGAGCCAGCUGGGUGCCCCUGAUUUCCUUCUUAAAUAUUUUAGCAGCUUAGCUCUUAAAUCCUUUUAGCCCCAUUUUUACUGUGAUGAAAUGCUAUUUAUUUCACCAGUAGGGAAUCUGUCAGAAGAAGGACCAGUGCACUAAUUUAUAUCUCUCAUUUGUAGUGGUUGAUAAAGGACCCAAUAUCAAUAAGAUUGUAUGGAAACGGGUUGGAAUUUUUAGACAUGUUAUAUAUUCCAUGUAAAGAAGAGUUGUCUGCAAUAAAAGAAACUAUAGACCUUUCCCUCUGAUGAUGUCAUGAAUAUUAAAACUUUCCUGGGGCUUAAAGGGAAAUUUAUGGGAGUUCAGGAUCAACUCAGGUUUUUAUUUACUUCUUAAUUUGCCUUUUGGUUUUAAAGCAGAGGGUUAGGUUUAGGAAGGAGUGUGUGCUGCAGGCAGGAAGCGGUUCACUGGGUGUGGCUGAAGAUUGGUUUCCCAAGAGGAAAGUUCGGGAACUGCUGAGUGGUGGGUAAGGUUGGCUGAAUCUACAUCCAUGUUGAUUGUCUUACACUGUAAACUAUUAUCAGUCAGACAGGGUAUACAGGUCUCUGUUUUGCACACAGCAUUUAACGACAGCCUUAGGUGAUAAAUGAUAGAUGACUGAAAAUCUCUAUACACUGUGGAUCUUCCCGAAACUCUUAUCGACAACAAUGACUCACAUGUAUUCCUGUUAGAGCUUUUAGGUAGUAUCAGGAAAGGGUUUAAAUGAUCUCUUCCAAAUGGCUUAUAAAUGAUGAAGUUAAGGCUUGUAAAGUUAAGGUCUGGUUACAGGGACGUGUUCGGGACCCUAUAGUUGGUACGUCCGUUGGUUGUCACUUAGCUGAAUGAGUCAGGCCUGAAGGUAGGAUUUGCAGGAUGGUUGUGUGUGUUAUCCCUGCAGGGCCAGACUGGAUGACGUUGUGUUGUGUCUGUUUCUAGCUUAUAAGACAUUCCUGUGGCUUGAUUCGUUACUGAAACACUUAAGUCUCCACGUUCUCUGUGAAAGAAAACUGUGUUUCGUCUCAAGGUUAUUCUGGGGACUAGAGGAGCUGGUGAAGGAAAAGCACCCCACAGCCUGGCCAGUAGUAGAUGUUCACCGUGCGUUUCUUUCCCUUUCCCCUGCUCCCCAUGAUACGCUGGGCAGACUGACUACACUUAGGAAGCAGGUGCAUUUGUGGCUAUUGGCGACUCCUUUCAGGAAUUGAGCGCUGCUGGUAGUGAUAGUGCUUAGCUGAUUUGGUCUGUGACUGCAGUGCUUUAUGGUUUAAGUCUCAUGAUGGUCUAGCGCCCUCAAUGAGACUUUAUUUUCUUCAAGAUGAUUCAAAUAUGAUUUCGUAAGCACAGCCAGCUCUGAAGCUCCCGUCUGCAUAGCUGUUACCCAACGCCCUCAUCCUUCUACUACUGGUACUGUGUCAUCCCGGGAUACAUGUGGACAUCUUCCUGGUGCUACAUUCAUUCACUUUGAUGGGGAUCUCUCGUGGGCCCAGGCACCGUUCUAGACUGAGAAGAUAGUGAACAAAAGAGCUGGAAAUCCACUCUCACGGGACUUGUAUUCUAGUGAAGAGUAGAGAGAGUGGUUGUGGCUUUCUGCUACUUGAAGUCAGGGUCACGAGGUAGUUUUGGGUAAUGGGUUAUGAGCAGAGGCCUCACUUCUGGGCUGAAGCCUUUCAUUGUUGGUGCAAGACUCGGUAGUGCUCGUCUGCGUCAAUCCGGAAGCCCACACAGGAAGGGGCCACAGGGUCAAAGUAGUCUGGAAUGCUGAGCACCCCGCCCCCUGGCCCUUUGGUGAGGAGCUGUUCUGGAGAAUGUCCCAGACCUGUGAUGGACUUUAUGGGAAUGAGAAAUAAACUUUUGUUAAACCA